Nematolebias whitei (Rio pearlfish) is the source of this 710-nucleotide messenger RNA. RefSeq names its product teneurin-3. NCBI's taxonomy places the organism in Eukaryota, Metazoa, Chordata, Actinopteri, Cyprinodontiformes, Rivulidae. Gene Ontology annotation, biological process: signal transduction. The record is from RefSeq and is a predicted model, not a curated record. The transcript is spliced from 6 exons. Gene Ontology annotation, cellular component: membrane. The coding region runs from base 96 to 710 and encodes 204 amino acids.
GGAAGCAAAGAUUCAUAAUGAUCCAAUCUGGCAGGGAAACAGUUCCAUUCAACUGUUAGACCAUUCAACAAGUCGCUGUAGAACAUCAUGUCCAUAUGUUUGCCAGCAGCACAAGCAGAAUCAUUAUGGAAGUGAAAGAGCGACGUCCUUACUGCUCACUCACUAAGAGCCGGAAAGAUAAGGAGGGCCAGUACAUUGGUUCUUCAGGAGACAGUGAGGACUGUGUUAUUGGCUCCCAUGGUCUCCGGGUUCCCACUCAGAAGUCCUACUCAUCAAGUGAAACUCUCAGGGCCUUUGACCAGCACCAAGAUCAGACCAGGUUGCUGUACGGCACAACCAAAGGGCAUAAGGACAUGGUUCAUCAGGAGCAGGAUAAUUGCAACAGACAAGGUCAACAUUUCCGUCUCCGUCAGCUGGGGAUCUGUGAGCCACCAUCGCGUCGUGGUCUGCCAUUCUGCUCUGAUAUUGGCCUUCCUCACCAUGGCUUCUCGGUUGGUAUGGCCCAGAACCUGGUUUCUGACAGUCAGGCUGUGACGUCUCCAGAACGGGCCAUGCAGCUGUGGGGUCGAGGAGGUCUGGGGAAAUCAUCUGGUCAGAGUUCAUGCCUGUCUAGUCGCUCCAACUCAUUGCUGACCCUUACAGACACCGAGCAUGACAACAAGUCAGACAGCGACAAUGGCGGCGCUGAUGGACAGACUUUAUGGACGUGA